CAAAAAUCGUUAUGAAUAUUCAUGAGAUGGAUUUUUCGUCGGAGAUGUGAGCGGUGGUUCGUCUGAAUUCCGACGAUCUUUACGGCCAUCUGAACCGAGAAUCGUUUCAUGAUGGAAUUGAACUCUCUUGUUGCAGCGGUAGCAAAUCCGCACUGCUUUCCGACAAAUUUGAAACAGAAACGCCCAAUUUUGUUCCAGCAGAGACGCCCCGCAGGUCGAGCGUCGGCUCGUAAGAUACUCCGGCAGAACAAAGAAAAAGGAAGCUUUGCUGGCGAUGAUUUUUCUAUCAACCAUUCCCAAGUGAUUGAGAAAUUGAGCCAAAGAAGAACGCCUGUUUUAGCUCAAGAGAUUUUCUUGGAGCUGAAACCUGAAGAAUUUCCAUUAAACAACUCGACGUUGUCUUCUCUUAUGGUACGCUACAUAGAUGGUGGUCUUCUCCUCCAAGCAGAAGCAAUUUGGGAAGAAAUGUUAAACAGUUGUUUCGUGCCUUCCGUUUUAGUAAUUUCAAAGUUACUUAACACAUACGGAAAGAUGAGACGCUUCGAUGAUAUAAUUAAAGUUCUGGAUCAGGUAAAGAUAAGGUAUUUACACUUACUCCCUGAGGCAUACUCAUUAGCCAUAUCAUGUUUUGGGAAGCAUGGUCAAUUAGAAUUGAUGGAAAACACUUUGAGGGAAAUGGUUUCCAGUGGUGUUCCAGUUGAUUCCCGUACAGGAAAUUCCUUUAUUGUAUACUACAGCAUUUUUGGUUCUUUGAUGGAGAUGGAAACCGCCUAUGGCCGCCUUAAAAGGUCUCGAUUUCUAAUCGAGAAGGAAGGCAUCCUGGCAAUGGCGUUCGCCUACAUAAGGGAAAGAAAAUUUUACAGAUUAGGGGAAUUUCUUAGGGAUGUUGGUCUUAGAAGGAAAAACGUGGGGAAUCUGUUAUGGAAUCUUCUACUUUUAUCUUAUGCUGCAAAUUUCAAAAUGAAAAGCUUGCAGCGUGAGUUUCUGGCAAUGGUUGAAGCUGGAUUUAAUCCGGAUAUUACAACGUUUAAUAUUAGAGCUGUGGCAUUUUCAAGAAUGGAUUUGUUAUGGGAUCUUCAUCUUAGCCUUGAACAUAUGAAACACAUGAAGAUCGAACCCGAUCUCGUGUCGUACGGUUGUGUUGUUGAUGCAUAUGUAGAUAGAAGACUUGGAAGGAAUUUGGAAUUCGUUUUGAGCAAAAUGAAUCCAGAUCAACCACCAAUAUCAUUAACUGAUCCGUUUGUUUUUGAGGCAUUGGGUAAAGGAGAUUUCCACAUGAGCUCUGAGGCGUUCAUGCAGUUCCAGAAGCAGAAGAAAUGGACUUACAGAGAGUUGAUAUCAUUGUAUCUGAAAAAGCAACACAGAAGAGAUCAAGUCUUUUGGAAUUACUAGCCCGAACCGAUAUUCAUUAACAACUCUCUUUGCCUGGCAACGGCUAGACAAGUAGCAGGGUCAAGGUAGCAUUCCUCUCGAGUAGUUAGUCUAUUUCCAUCAGCUGGCCGGUGGGAGUGAGAAGUUUGGGAUAUGUAACAUAAGCUCCUUGAUGGAGUCAUUUACUCUCCAAAUUUGAGUAAUUUCAACCUGCCAUGACGGUGGUGUAUAGGUUUUCUUUUAAGAUAAUAUGGUAGAUUGAUUUUGAGUAAGUUCAAACAUUUAGUAAUGGAAGUUUCAAAAC
Messenger RNA from Cucurbita pepo subsp. pepo (vegetable marrow), 1675 nucleotides. RefSeq names its product Pentatricopeptide repeat (PPR) superfamily protein. The record is from RefSeq and is a predicted model, not a curated record. Gene Ontology annotation, molecular function: protein binding. NCBI's taxonomy places the organism in Eukaryota, Viridiplantae, Streptophyta, Magnoliopsida, Cucurbitales, Cucurbitaceae.